AUGGUUCAUACUGAGAAAGAAAGCAAUGGAUGUGCAGAUGGCAGUGGAAAUGGGAGUGGAAUAGUGGUGUUGAAUAUUGACCUUAGUGCAAAUGGCACUGCAAAAGUUGAAAAUAAUGGUACAAAUUCCACUAGGUUGGCUGGUGAUUCUUUACGUACAUACAAGAGGCGGAAGAGCGUGAAACUCACAGAUUGUGGGAACGUUUUGGGAGAUUCAGUGAGUCAAAUUACUGAAAAGUCAGUGAAGCCAUUAUUGGAUGCAGUUCCAUUCACAAAUUUUAAUACACAAGUUAGUGGUUCUCAGAAAGUAUCUGAUGCUCUUAUGAAUUCCAAUGAUUGCUCCCUCAAGCAACAGAGAAAUUAUGUUCUGGAGCAAAUAUGUCAGACAUUAGAUAGUGAAGGUGGUUUGAAGAAAUGCAUUCAAAAUGCUCUUUUGUUUCAUCCGGGAAGUGGUAGCAGAUCUACUAUUAAGACUGGGUUUGUACGUGACGAUGUCCAAAAUGCAGCUCUAGGCAGUGUAGGUAAAACAUUAAGAAGAUCAGUUAACGAAUCGAAUCAUUGCACUGGCACAGAGCUCUGUCGGUGCAUGUUUUCCGAUAUCAUUAUGUCAGAAAAAUUUGCCCAACUAUGCAGUCUACUGCUCGAAAAUUUUCAAGGAUUGAAGGUUGACAAAUUAUUAGAUUUGAGUCUAAUAAACUCAAAGAUGAAGGAGGGUGCAUAUGAAAGUUCACCAGCGCUCUUCUAUUCGGACAUUCAACAGGUUUGGAAGAAGCUCCAAAAGGUUGGCACUGAUAUGACAACCCUUUCAAAGUGCCUUUCAGAUAAAUCAAUCACUUCUCUUCAUGCACAGGUGGGCAGUUCUGGACACAACAUUCCUGAGGAUUGCAGGCAUGAGUUUCUUACACAAGAAUCUGACGUGCAUGCUAAAGCGGAGCAAACAGAGGCCUGUCCUAUCUUUGAAGUCCGCACUUGCAGGUGUUGUGGAGAGAAGUCAGAUGGAAGAAAUGGUCUAGUGUGCGAUUCAUGUGAGGAAAUGUAUCACGUCUCCUGUAUUGAACCUGCCGUUAAAGAAAUUCCCCUCAGAAGUUGGUAUUGUACCAACUGUUCGGCAAAGGGGAUUGAAUCUCCGCACGAUGACUGCAUAGCUUGUCAGAGACUGAAUGCUUCCAGAUCACUGAUUGAUGCUGAUGGAGAAGAUGACCUCGUGGAUGAGGAAGCACGUAAGGAACUGGAGGAUAGUUCAAAUGAGCUAGUCGGCGAUGAACUUCAGUUGGAAAGGGAGUUUCAAAACUGCAAGGUUUGUGGAGCCGAGGUUAGAAAUGAUGAAGAUUAUAGAAUUUGUGGCCAUUCCUUCUGUUCUCAAAAGUUUUUCCAUGUGAGAUGCUUGACUAGUAAGCAGUUGAAAUCUUAUGGUCCGUGCUGGUAUUGCCAUUCUUGUCUGUGUAGAUCUUGCCUCACAGAUCGAGAUGAUGAUAAGAUUGUUCUGUGUGAUGGCUGUGAUCAUGCAUAUCACAUCUAUUGCAUGCAGCCUCCUCGCACUUGUAUCCCCAGGGGGAAGUGGUUUUGCAAAAAAUGUAAUGCUGAUAUCCAGCGUUUGCGCAGAGCAAAAGGAGUGUAUGAGAAUACACAAAACAAAUCUGAAAAGAGAGCCUUGGAUGGAAUGCUGAAGGGUGAAGAGGGUUUGGAUAAAGACGGUGGUGUUGACAUGCUUUUAAAUGCAGCCAAAACUCUGAACAACGAGGAGAAUCAGGCAGCCAUGGGGUUGAAUAGUUGA
This is a messenger RNA of Fraxinus pennsylvanica, 1773 nucleotides long. The record is from the annotation of a GenBank genome assembly. NCBI's taxonomy places the organism in Eukaryota, Viridiplantae, Streptophyta, Magnoliopsida, Lamiales, Oleaceae.